Messenger RNA from Arthroderma uncinatum, 2922 nucleotides. RefSeq names its product pH response protein PalF. Lineage: Eukaryota; Fungi; Ascomycota; Eurotiomycetes; Onygenales; Arthrodermataceae. Gene Ontology annotation, biological process: ubiquitin-dependent endocytosis. The transcript has 4 exons. Bases 1 to 2922 code for a protein of 973 amino acids. The record is from RefSeq and is a predicted model, not a curated record. Gene Ontology annotation, cellular component: cytosol; plasma membrane; cytoplasm. Gene Ontology annotation, molecular function: protein-macromolecule adaptor activity; ubiquitin protein ligase binding.
AUGGCCGCUGCUCGAUUGCUCCCGAUGAAUGGGGCUCCCCUGGCGGUCCCCCUCGGUGGUCCCCUCGAUGUGGCCCCUCCCGAUCAGUUGCACGCCAUAUCAGACGGGCUGAUGCAGUGUGUUGGGAACGAAAUGAGCCAUCGCACACGAUCCGAAAGCCUGAGCACCGGCCUCCUACUCGCUGUCCCCGUCUGCUUUGGCUCUCUGCUUCGACUGCUGCUGCUGCUGCUGCUUCCGGACGACCCGGACGGCCUUGAUACUUGCCACAGACAACAAGCGAGAAAGCGCCAGCCAGCCUCAGCUCGAACAAACAUCUCCCAGAAGAACCCCGACCUCGAUCCUCGAUCCUCGCCUGGCCUAUGGAGGGAAACACCUGAAACCGACGCGCUCUCUACCUCGCUCUACCUCCCUCCGCCGCUGCCGAAGACUCGAAGAGGCAGCGAGAGCAAAAAGUCGUAUAUAAACCGGACCCCCCAGCGGGCGUCGAGGCGUGUCAUGGCACUCGAUACACAUGCUAUCGACUCCUCGACCACCCCGCCAGCUCGACACCGGUCCAUCCUGUCCAAACUCACCAGUCGCUUCGGGAAUCGCAAUCGCAACAUCUCGGAGUUCUACGUCCAGCCCGACGACCCGUGGAAGUCGUACCAUCCGGGCGAGGUGGUCAAGGGCGCCGUCGUGCUUACGGUGGUGAAGCCGGUCAGAAUCACACAUCUCGUCGUCUGUCUACAUGGAUAUGCGAAGGUGUUCAAGAACACGGUUGGGCCGGGCGAGCAUGCGGAGGAGUCGGGAUACCUAGGACCUGGACGCGGGCGCAGAGACGGCGAGUACCUGGGCAACGGCUUCACCUCCUUGUUCGAGGACGAGGUAGUGCUAUGCGGUGACGGGAGGCUGAAGGAAGGCAUAUACAAGUUCCGGUUUGAACUUUGCUUUCCUCCUUACUCGUUACCAAGUAGUAUCAAUUUCGAACGAGGAACGAUAUCCUACAUGAUAACGUCUACCCUGACACGACCGACGACCAUAUCCCCUUCCAUGUCAUGCGAUAAACGACUGAUACUCCUUGAACGGAUCGAUAUCGCUCCUCUCCCCGCUCCGAAAGCCCGUGUCAUCUCUCUCGAACCGAUAUCAGCAAGGUCAAAGUCAAAGUCAAGAAAGAAAUCUACGUCUGGCGAACGAACGUCCAACGGUGCUGCAGGCCCAGCAUCCCUCGAGCCGUCAGCAUCGCAGACAUCCGAACCAAAGCCUCCAUUGAGUCCCGUCCCAAGCGAACAGAGCACCUCGAGCUGUGUCAGCAACAGCACCCAGAGUUUUAAAAUCAUCAGCGAGUCGAAUUCCCCCCGAGACUCGAAUACGAUAACCGCUACGACCAAGCUACUUCGUGGUGGUGGGUUGCCCGGUGAUGUCUUGCCUCUGCGGAUAAUGCUCAACCAUACGAAGCCGAUUCGAAGUCCGCACGGAAUUAUCAUCACGCUGUAUCGGCAGGGCAGGAUAGAUAUGUAUCCAGCCAUCCCCAUCGGGACACCCGCCAAGGGCAAGAGGCCGGUUUACGAAGACUACUAUCCCAAGUCACGAACGGGACUGGGCGGCUUGUCCUUUGGCGCGACUAGGACAUGCAGUGUUUUUCGAAAGGAUAUGACACAGAUAUUCUGUCCCUUGAUAGUCGAUCCUAACACCAUGACCGCAGAUAUCAAGACCUCCAUCCGCAUUCCGGAGGACUGCUUCCCGACAAUAACCCGGGUUCCUGGCGCAAUGAUCAGCUUCCGUUAUUAUAUCGAAGUGGUUAUGGAUAUACGGGGUAAACUGGCCGGCCAGGACCGCUUUCUCCCGCGGUUAAAUAUCAUAAACUCUUCAUCCAACAAUCACAACUACUGCGCCACACCCCGGGGGUUUAAUGCAAUUGAGACCACGAGAGGAGCUACCUCUACUACUUCAAGCUGUACAGGGAACAUACUCGAUACCGAUCAAGUGCGAAGGGAUAAAAGUGUUAUCGUCUGCGUUUUCGAGGUUAUCGUUGGGUCCAAGGACAGCGGUAGAGGCCAGCAGCAGGCACCCAGCGAUGGGAGCGUCCGACCAGAAUAUCCCGCCUCAACCGUGGACCAGCCUGCUCAACAAGCAACCCCGGACGGAGCGCGUGAGCAGCAGCAACAGCAGCAGACACAGACACAAACACAAACACCGCAGAUCCGGUUCGCAGAUCAGUCGCAGGGUGGCCAAAGCCACGGCCAGGAAGAUGAAUAUGGCACUGGCUCUGAAGACCAGGACCCCUGGCAUGAGCGAACUCCAGACCAAUACGUUAUAAACCCUCCGCAGCUUAUCCCUCCUCACCGACCAGAAGAAGACGUCGAUGAGAAGACACGGUUACGCCGAGCAGAGGCCAUGCUCCUACCCAGCGCACCGCCAGCUUCCGACGAACCCGGCUCGUCUAACUCUGCUCCGCCCUCAGCACCCGCGCUCUCGAUACAUCACGAACCUUCUUACUUCGAGGUUCCUACCCCUACCUACUCGGCCUCUGUUUAUAUGCAUCCUCAUCCUCGCCCUUCCUCUGCCUCUGCGCCAUCACCGGAUACUAUCACCCCUUACACUAUGCACGAACCUGCCUCCGCCCCUCAGUUCCCACAGACAUAUUCCUAUACCCCUGACAGUUCCGCGGAAAGCUCGAAUCACCACCAAUACCAACAACACCCCAAUCACCUUCCUUCAGAGGACAAGCAAGAGCUGGAGAAGCAGCGGCUUCUUAACGAGAGAAGCGCACCACCGGACUCGGACAUCCCAGAAUCAGCUGAUUCCAGUCAGAGUGCUGCCGCAGCCUCUGAAAACGGCGAUAGCCGCCAACAACCCCUCCCCAGUGCCCCUGUUCUUACAGAGGAAGAUAUAAUAGGGCAGCCCAUGGCGACAGGGGAGUCCCUCCCAAGAUACCAACGAUAG